Molecule: messenger RNA, 4480 nt
Organism: Hyaena hyaena (striped hyena)
Lineage: Eukaryota; Metazoa; Chordata; Mammalia; Carnivora; Hyaenidae
Gene: MYO1D
Product: myosin ID
Exons: 22
Coding region: 301-3321 (1006 amino acids)
Biological process (GO): vesicle transport along actin filament; actin filament organization
Cellular component (GO): myosin complex; microvillus; actin cytoskeleton
Molecular function (GO): actin filament binding; microfilament motor activity; ATP binding
Source: RefSeq, a predicted model, not a curated record
UUCGGUGUCCCGUCCCCCCACAGCUCCGGGCAGCCGCCGCGGGAGAAGCGGAAACUGCCGGGUGCGCCGCGCCGGCCGAGAGCGCGCCUAGGAGCAGCGGGGCGGCCUCCGUCCGGCCCGGCCCAGUUGAGCGGCGCGCGGCGCCCCCUCCCCCGCAGCCCCGCGCCGGGCGCCGUGGCCCCGCCCCAACCCCGCCCGAGCUCGCCUCGCGCCCCCCGCCGCCGCCGCCGCCGGUCCCCCGCGGCCCGAGCGCGCCCACCUGAGUCCGUCCGCGCCCACCUGAGCCCGUACGCCGGCGCCAUGGCGGAGCAAGAGAGCCUGGAGUUCGGAAAGGCUGACUUCGUACUGAUGGACACCGUCUCCAUGCCCGAGUUCAUGGCCAACCUCCGGCUCAGAUUUGAAAAAGGGCGCAUCUACACAUUCAUUGGAGAAGUCGUCGUGUCUGUGAAUCCUUACAAGUCAUUGAGCAUCUAUGGGAGAGACACAAUUGAGCAGUAUAAAGGGCGUGAGCUGUAUGAGAGACCUCCUCAUCUUUUUGCAAUUGCCGAUGCUGCUUACAAAGCUAUGAAGAGGCGCUCAAAAGACACUUGUAUUGUGAUAUCAGGGGAGAGUGGAGCUGGUAAGACUGAAGCCAGUAAAUACAUUAUGCAGUACAUUGCGGCCAUCACCAACCCCAGUCAGAGAGCGGAGGUUGAAAGAGUGAAGAAUAUGCUGCUCAAGUCCAACUGUGUCUUGGAAGCUUUUGGAAAUGCCAAAACCAACCGUAAUGACAACUCCAGCAGGUUUGGAAAGUACAUGGACAUCAACUUUGACUUCAAGGGGGACCCUAUUGGUGGACACAUCAAUAACUACUUACUGGAGAAGUCUCGAGUGAUUGUGCAACAGCCAGGAGAAAGAAGCUUCCAUUCUUUCUAUCAGCUACUCCAAGGAGGUACAGAUCAGAUACUUCGCUCUCUACAUCUCCAGAAAUCCCUGUCAUCCUACAACUAUAUUCAUGUAGGAGCCCAGUUAAAGUCUUCCAUCAAUGACGCUGCAGAAUUCAAAGUAGUAGCUGAAGCCAUGAAAGUAAUUGGCUUCAAACCUGAGGAGAUUCAAACAGCGUAUAAAAUUUUGGCUGCCAUUCUUCACUUGGGAAAUUUAAAAUUUGUGGUGGAUGGUGACACGCCCCUCAUUGAAAAUGGCAAGGUUGUAUCUAUCAUAGCAGAAUUGCUCUCCACCAAGACCGACAUGGUUGAGAAAGCCCUCCUCUACCGGACAGUGGCCACAGGCCGGGACAUCAUCGACAAGCAGCACACAGAGCAGGAAGCGAGCUAUGGCAGGGACGCCUUCGCCAAGGCAAUAUACGAGCGCCUUUUCUGUUGGAUUGUUACUCGCAUCAACGACAUUAUUGAGGUCAAGAACUACGACACCACAGUCCAUGGGAAAAACACUGUCAUCGGUGUCCUGGACAUCUACGGCUUUGAAAUCUUUGACAACAACAGCUUCGAGCAGUUCUGCAUCAAUUACUGCAACGAGAAGCUGCAGCAGCUCUUCAUCCAGCUGGUCCUGAAGCAAGAGCAGGAAGAGUACCAGCGGGAAGGAAUCCCCUGGAAGCACAUUGAUUACUUCAACAAUCAGAUCAUCGUGGACCUUGUGGAGCAGCAGCACAAGGGGAUCAUCGCAAUCCUAGACGACGCCUGCAUGAAUGUCGGCAAGGUCACCGACGAAAUGUUCCUCGAAGCGCUUAACAGCAAAUUGGGCAAACAUGGCCAUUUUUCCAGCCGAAAGCUCUGUGCCUCAGACAAAAUCCUGGAGUUUGAUCGAGACUUUCGAAUUCGACAUUAUGCGGGUGAUGUAGUCUAUUCAGUCAUUGGAUUUAUUGACAAAAAUAAAGACACUUUGUUUCAAGAUUUCAAGCGCCUCAUGUAUAACAGUUCAAAUCCUGUGCUGAAGAAUAUGUGGCCCGAAGGCAAACUGAGUAUUACAGAGGUAACCAAGCGACCUCUAACUGCUGCCACCUUGUUUAAGAAUUCUAUGAUUGCUUUGGUGGACAACCUUGCAUCAAAGGAGCCCUAUUAUGUACGUUGCAUCAAACCCAAUGACAAGAAAUCCCCACAGAUAUUUGAUGAUGAACGCUGCCGGCACCAAGUAGAGUAUCUCGGACUCCUGGAAAAUGUGAGGGUGCGGCGGGCAGGGUUUGCCUUUCGCCAGACGUACGAGAAGUUUCUUCACAGAUACAAGAUGAUCUCUGAAUUCACCUGGCCCAACCAUGAUCUCCCUUCAGACAAAGAGGCUGUCAGGAAGCUGGUUGAACAUUGUGGUUUUCAGGAUGAUGUGGCUUAUGGGAAAACCAAAAUUUUCAUUCGAACACCCCGAACACUGUUUACCUUAGAAGAACUCCGUGCCCAGAUGCUCGUAAGGAUUGUCCUCUUUCUACAAAAGGUGUGGCGAGGCACGCUGGCCCGCAUGCGGUACAAGAGGACCAAGGCAGCUCUGACAAUUAUCAGAUACUACCGGCGUUACAAGGUGAAGGCCUACAUUCACGAGGUUGCCAGACGCUUCCACGGCAUCAAGACCAUGAAGGACUAUGGGAAGCAUGUGAAGUGGCCAACCCCACCUAAAGUUCUGCGCCGUUUUGAGGAGGCCUUACAGGCAAUUUUUAAUAGAUGGAGAGCAUCCCAGCUCAUCAAGAGCAUGCCCGCCUCUGACCUGCCCCAAGUCAGGGCAAAGGUUGCAGCCAUGGAAAUGUUGAAAGGUCAAAGGGCCGACCUGGGGCUGCAGAGAGCCUGGGAGGGCAACUAUCUUGCUUCGAAGCCAGAUACUCCUCAGACAUCGGGCACUUUUGUCCCCGUCGCAAACGAACUGAAACGGAAGGACAAAUACAUGAACAUCCUCUUUUCCUGUCAUGUCCGUAAGGUGAAUCGAUUUAGUAAGGUGGAAGACCGAGCAAUUUUUGUCACUGACCGUCACCUGUACAAGAUGGACCCCACUAAACAAUACAAGGUGAUGAAGACGAUUCCGCUCUACAACUUGACUGGUCUGAGUGUCUCCAAUGGAAAGGACCAACUUGUAGUGUUCCAUACAAAAGACAACAAAGACCUCAUCGUCUGCCUUUUCAGCAAACAGCCAACCCACGAGAGUCGAAUUGGAGAACUUGUUGGAGUCCUGGUGAAUCAUUUUAAGAGCGAGAAGCGCCACCUUCAAGUCAACGUCACCAACCCUGUGCAGUGCAGCCUGCAUGGGAAGAAGUGCACGGUCUCCGUGGAGACGCGGCUCAACCAGCCGGAGCCCGACUUCACCAAGAACCGCUCGGGCUUCAUCCUCAGCGUGCCCGGGAACUGACCGCUCCCCAGGGAGGCCUCGCCAGGGCGCGGGGGGCCGCAGCGCCGGGCAGCCCCCCCGCCGCGCCGCAUCGCAGGUCCCUGUCUAAUUGCUGACUCCCCGCUACUGCCCGCUAGAAAUCAGCUCGCAAGGGUCCGUGCUUGGAGCCGAGCCCCCCCUUCUGCCUCCUCCGAGGCUCCGCCCCUGAGGUUUUCUUGCUGCUUUUCUGCCUUUGGUCUCCAUCCUCCUCUGCCCCAACUUUCCACGGUCCUCACUCAACAAACCAAAGACCCCGGUGCCCUGCUGCAGAGCCCGGGCUCAUACCCUCGGAGACAACUUGAGGGUGCCUGGAGUCAGCGAAGCCUCUGCCCUCCCCCACCCCCCGGCCAGGUCAGUGUGCCCUGACCCACUGACCUGCGACCAGGCCUGCAUCCAAGGGGUGGAUGCAGUUUCCCCCGAAAACAUGCUCCCCUGGGGGACGUGGGAGAGACUGGUGAAGAUGAGCUGGGGAUGGAGCCCCACUCUCUCCGUGAGCCCAGCCUGCCACCCCUCUUUCCCCCAAGGGGACCACAGCCCCCCCCCCCUCGCUCAGAGCUCUGGUGGAGCCCCUCCCCCAGCAGUCAGCCAGAGGCCCCAGGUGAGCAGGUUCACCUGCAGGGCUGGCCCCGGAGCCCGGAGUGUGCCCGGGGGCCUGCCGGCCGCCUCUCCGAGAGCGAGCAGGUGCUCCGAAGGCCGGCUGCCCUCACGGCACGGCCCGGGCGGAGGUUGUUGCACACGGACGUUGUGCCGUUUGCGGGGCACUCCUCAGAUACGGUGUCUGUUGUGCCCACGCUCCUGUCAGGAAGGCCAAUCAGAAAACGGAGUUGCAGGGCCCAGGGAGCCGCCGCGCGGGGGAGCCUGGGUGUUUUCCCCUUCCCACACCUCGGUUUCAUACUUCCGUGGAGAAUGAGGACCAGGGCCUGAGGGGCGGAGUGACAGAAACAGAGCUGGGGGUCCUGGCACUGCAGGCCAGGCCAGGAUGCCCACCCCGCCCUGCAGACACCCCCGCCGCAGCUGGGGCCCAGGCCGGGCACGCAGACCUCGCGCCAGGAGACUGCCACCGUCUUGCCAGUCUGUGCCCCGCAGAGAGCACCACAGGCCCUCCUGAGACCCCUCUGCUCCUGAGUCUCGGCUGAGGACU